Mirounga angustirostris (Northern elephant seal) is the source of this 2754-nucleotide messenger RNA. RefSeq names its product tigger transposable element derived 4 (gene TIGD4). The coding region runs from base 797 to 2332 and encodes 511 amino acids. Gene Ontology annotation, molecular function: DNA binding. The transcript has 2 exons. Lineage: Eukaryota; Metazoa; Chordata; Mammalia; Carnivora; Phocidae. The record is from RefSeq and is a predicted model, not a curated record. Gene Ontology annotation, cellular component: nucleus.
CAAUCUGGCUCGGCCCAGCCACAUCUCGAUGGUGCCAACGCGCCUCCCUUGAGGCCUCCUCCGCCCCUCUCCUGGAGGCUGGCCCCGCCCCUCCCGCUGCGGCCCUAGCAACCACAUCCGGGGCUCCGCGGGUGCUGUUGCCCGGGUAAUUUUCUGGCGGCGGCCGGAUCACAGAGGGGUCUGCGCCCGGGUCCCAAUGCACCUGCCAGAGCCGGGAGCUUGCAGAAGGGCGCGCGGGCCUGGUGUUGAGUGGUCGGAGGUCUCCUGGAGCCCUCAGCAUCCCUUCUUUCUCACUCAUACACCCCAGCUUCACGCGUUAGGCUUCCCCCAGCAGACGAGGCAGAAGAUAUACCGUCAAGUCCUAGAAGCAGUCUACCACUUUCUUCUCCACCCUGAAGAGACUUGGAAAUUAAUGGGUAACAUUUUGCUUGAAAAUUACUGAAUGCUUUUCCUUCUUAUCUCGGAGGCCUUCUGCGGAGAAUUAAUAGGAGGUUGAAUGUGCGCAUGGAUAAAAUGGAUCAUCUUAAAGGAUUGAAGUUCCAAAAAUAUAUCAGCAGGACUGGACAGGUUUGACAUAAUGAGAUUUCUAUUUUAGCUUGACUUCUGGAACGCUGAAUAAACUAUAAACCGAGCCGCAUAGGUCCUGGGAAGGAAGUUUCUCUUCCAAAAUAUUCUAGCUGUGUGUAACAUUUUUCUUACUCAGAACCUUUGAAAAUAUAUUUACUUAUCAGUUUUUAGAAAUUUAAAGAAACAGCCACCAGAAAGACAAGCAAUCUCUACAUAAGCACUGGUGGAGAUGGCAGAAGCUUCCGAGGAUGCCUCAGCUCUGCCCGUAACAGUGAAGAAAAAGAAAAGUUUAUCCAUUGAAGAAAAGAUCGACAUCAUAAAUGCAGUAGAAAGCGGCAAGAAAAAGGCAGAAAUUGCAGCUGAAUAUGGAAUAAAGAAAAAUUCGUUGUCUUCUAUUAUGAAGAAUAAAGACAAAGUUCUAGAAGCCUUUGAAUCUCUGAGAUUUGAUCCAAAGAGAAAAAGACUGAGAACUGCUUUUUACACAGAUCUGGAAGAAGCAUUAAUGAGGUGGUAUCGAAUUGCUCAGUGUCUAAAUGUACCAGUUAAUGGUCCAAUGUUGCGUCUAAAAGCUAAUGAUUUUGCCCUGAAACUGGGACAUAAUGAUUUUAAGUGCAGUAAUGGUUGGCUGGAUCGCUUUAAAUCCAGGUAUGGUUUAGUAUUCAGAGCUCAACCUGUAGAAGCUACAGGUGUAUCAGUAGACCCUUCAACUGUCUGGCACCAAAAUGUACUUCCUUAUUAUUUAAAUGAUUAUCAUCCUAAAAAUGUUUUUAAUAUAAAAGAGACUGGGCUGCUGUAUCGAAUGUUACCUACAAAUACGUUUGCAUUUAAAGGAGAAACAUGCUCAAUCGGAAAGUUAUGCAAAGACAGAAUAACUCUGGUGGUUGGGGCGAACAUGGAUGGCUCAGAGAAACUUCCUUUGCUUAUCAUUGGAAAAAACAGAAAUCCACAUUGUUUCAAAGGUAUAAAAUCAUUGCCUGUGUGUUAUGAAGCUAACAGAAUGGCAUGGAUGACCUCAGAUGUAUUUGAACAAUGGAUGCGGAAGCUCGAUGAGAAAUUUCAAGUCCAGCAACGAAGAGUGGUGAUUUUUGUUGAUUCUUUUCCUUCACAUCCAGAGGUAAAGAACCUAAAGUCCAUUGAGUUAGCGUUCUUUCCAUCAUGUUUAUCUUCCAAAUUUAUAGCUAUGAAACAAGGUGUUAUUAAAAGCCUUAAAAUCAAAUAUCGACAUUGUCUUAUCAAGAAAUUUUUAAGCUCUGUUGAAGGCAGCAAAGAAUUUACAUUUUCUCUACUCGAUGCAGUUGAUACUUUGCACCUUUGUUGGAGGGCUGUAACCCCAGAGACUAUUGUUAAGAGUUAUGAAGAGGCAGGAUUCAAAUCUCAAAAAGGAGAAAGUGACAAGACAAAUGCAGAGACAGACACUGGUCUUGAUUUGGUUGCCCAUGCUCAGGCAGCAGGCGUGGAAUUUCCUGAAGGUUUAUCUAUAGAAGAGUAUGCUGCCCUCGAUGAUGAUUUGGAGACAUGUGAAGCUGCACCAGAAGGUGAUUCGGUAUGGACCAAAGAAAGUAAAUCAGAUGAAACUGAAUUUUAUACUUCUGACGAAGAGGAUGAUGAUGGAUCUCUAGGAACUGAACUCCCUUUGCCAUCAAAAAAUGAGGCAAUAACUGCUUUAGAUACUCUUAAAAAUUUUCUUAGAAGUCAAGAUAUGAAUGAUGAGCUUCAUAAUUCUUUAGCAGACCUUGAAAUUUUUAUUAACUCAUCAUCUAAAUAAUUAUUUGUGGUACAACAUCUGGAGAGUAAUAGCUUUUCCUGAUGUAUUUUACCAUAUGAGGUAUAUAAAGGGAAAAUACCACUUAAACAUAAAAAAAAAAAAAAAAACAACUUUGGUUUAAUUGCAUAUGUCUUUGACCUGAAUAGCAAAGUUCCCUAGGUAGAUUAAGUAAUGAGUAAGUAAAUGAAAAAUAUGAAUUUCAAUUUAGUAAGGUUUUGGGGAGUAGAAAAUGUAUUUCAGAGGCCUUGUACUGAAAUAUAUGGUAUAGAUGUCAAAAAUAAAAAACUUUCCAGCUAUUUGAUUCAUACAGGUUGAAUUGGUGAUUGCUAUUUUCUUUUUUUUUAAGUGCAGAUCAUGUUCUAGAAUGUUUUAUCUACCUCGUUUCGGAAAUAAAAUAUUAUAUAUUUAUUUUUAUAAAGACA